Merops nubicus (carmine bee-eater) is the source of this 2268-nucleotide messenger RNA. RefSeq names its product transmembrane channel-like 5 (gene TMC5). Gene Ontology annotation, cellular component: plasma membrane. Lineage: Eukaryota; Metazoa; Chordata; Aves; Coraciiformes; Meropidae. The annotation marks the transcript as partial. The record is from RefSeq and is a predicted model, not a curated record. The transcript has 18 exons. Gene Ontology annotation, molecular function: mechanosensitive monoatomic ion channel activity.
AUGUCUUAUCAUUACAAUGAAGCCUUUGAAAAUCCAGACUACCACUUUGCAGAGACACUGGAGAUUGAUAGAAGGAGGAGUUCUCAAAAGAACCUGUUCCCUCACCAAACCUCUUAUGAUUCUUCACUGCGUGGUUCCUGGGAAGAACACAGUGGAAGAGAACAAAAUUAUCCUCUGGCCAUUCCAAUGGCCUCCAUGAGACGUGGCUCUGAAUACAGCGAAGGUUUACUGAGAAUUAGUGUCCCAAGCAGAAGUCCACAUGGAAAUUCCAUGGAUAAUUGUUCAUUUGAGCCUGAGCCAGAACUAGCAUACAGCCCAGCUUCUACCUUUCACCAGCUGGAUCACCCCUAUGCCCACAGAAUUUCCAGUGGGUCAGAAGAGGAGAAGUUAGUUGGAAAUCUUGCAAAUAUGUCCACUAGUGAAAGGAUUAAAGCAAUCCAGAAGAUGACAGAGACCAUGAAAAAAAAGAGAGAGAUCAGGAAUAAAGUUCUUACAGAAGUAACAAAAAAAUCAAGACACAGCAGUAGGCAGCUUUCCUGCUGUACACAGUGUCUGCAGGGAACAGUAAUGUCAUUUCGGCGGUUUGGAAGUAGCUUGUCAGAACAUUUUCACCAACUGCAUGCAUGGCACAAGACUCUGAAGAUCAUUGGUGCUGAGUUUGGAACAAGUGUUCUCUCUUAUUUUAUUUUCUUGAAGUGGCUGAUAACUUUAAAUGUCUUCUCAUUCCUCAUAAACUUCAGUUUCAUCACAGUCCCUCAGUUUGUUGCAGCAGAACGAAAUAACCUUUCAUUCAUGGGUCUGGAGCUGUUCACUGGAGCUGGCUACUUUCAGCAAACAGUACUCUACUAUGGCUUUUACACCAAUGCUACAAUCAGUAAAAUAGAGGAUGGUCCAUCUUACAACAUGCAGCUGGCCUAUAUUUUCACUGUUGGAGUAUAUUUUGUCAUCUGUUUUCUUAUCUUGUUGUUCAGCAUGGCAAAAUCCUUCUGCAGGAACUUUAUUAGCCCUCAGAGAUACUCUGGAAAUGCUAGCAAACUUCUCUGCACUUGGGACUUCAAUAUGACUAAUGAAAAAGCCGUGAAGCUGAAACAAAAGAAUCUCAGCACACAAAUAAAGGAAGACCUCACUGCUGUAAACCAAGAAGUUCUAAAUUUUUCUGUACAAGAGAGAAUUGUUCAUAUUGUUAUUCAUUUUGUUUCUUGGAUUGCUUCCCUGGGAACAGCAGUAGCUGCUUGUGCUGGUGUUUACUUCCUCUCCAUUAAUAACCUAAAGCUGUUUGUGAAAGAACAUAAAAAUGACUUAGAGAGCCAAGCUGCCAUGUUGGUGCUACCUGUUGUCGCAUCUUUCCUCAAUGCAUUCAUGCCAUUCUUCUACUCCUGGCUUGGACACCUGGAGGGAUUUCAGACUCCUGGGCAACAGAUAUAUGUCACUAUUACCAGAAAUAUCAUCCUGAAAAUAUCCAUUGUUGGAAUACUGUGCUACUACUGGCUUAACAUUGUGGCUGCAUCAGAGUCACAGUGCUGGGAAACUCUGGUUGGCCAAGAUAUCUAUCGCCUCCUUGUAGUUGACUUCAUAUUUUGUUUGUUUGGUUCUUUCUUUGGAGAGUUUUUACGAAGAAUUAUUGGAACUACAGUCUGUGUCAGCAUGGGGCUGCCAGAGUUUAAUAUCGGGCAAAAUGUUUUAGAUUUGAUCUACGCGCAGACGUUGACCUGGAUCGGUAUCCUCUUCUCACCUCUGCUGCCUGGUAUCCAGACACUAUCAUUUUCUAUAGUAUUUUAUGUGAAAAAGGUCAGUCUGAUGAUGAAUUGCCAACCCCCUCGCAAAAUCUGGAGAACUGCUCAAAUGACAACAUCCUUCAUGUUCCUGCUGUUUUUCCCUUCCUUCCUUGGAGUCCUGACUGUCAUUGGAGUCACUGUCUUUAGGUUAAAACCUUCAGAAGAAUGUGGUCCUUUCAGAGGUUUGUCUUCUAUGUAUGCUGCAGUCUCUGAGUGGGUAAAAAUAUUGGAAAAUUACACUGCCUCAAAAUGGGUAGUGUGGAUCUACCAUAACUUAAUUACAAGUGAACUUUUCUUCUUCGUCCUCUCCACUCUUGUCCUAAUUAUUACUUAUAUCUACUGGCAAAUAGUAGAAGGAAGAAGGGCCAUGACCAAACUCUUACAUAAGCAAAUUAUUUAUGUAGGAAAAGAUAAAAUAUUUUUACGUGACAAACUACGAGCACUGGAAAGGGCAAAGCAAAAUAUGUCUGUGCCACGAGGACAAGACCAGCAG